AUGAGGCAACCUUUGAAGCCUGAGCGAGAGCCAUUACCAGGUAUAGCUGCCGCGGCUUGUAGAACUGGCGCUGAUAAGGAUCUGGUCAAGGGGGAUAUUCCUGUUGGUUCUGAAUCUGAGGACGAACAUGAAGGUAUCGACGACUCAAGUGAUCCAGCUCAACAUCAAAAAACUGAAGAGGAACUCGAUGAUGCUCUGCGUAAAGGAGAUUUCGACGAUAUUAACCAGAAAGUGACUCCAGAAACCCUAUCACGCUGUAAAAGUAAUACCUUACUCAAAGCUUUUCAGGUCAACAAAGCACUCCGAGAUUUAGCACAUGAUGCAAACUCGGAAAAAGAUGAUCUAGAGAUGCUGGAAAAAUCUAUAGAUGAGUUCACAUCAGCCUUGAUAGACCCUCUAAAAGCUGACCCCGACACCAGAAAAACAUUUCAAAGUUGUUUUGACUAUGUGAUUGACAAGGCAAUCGACACAGAGCAGAAGAAGUUCCUCUCUCACCCGGUAGUGUAUAACUUGCUCAUCACUAAAUGGUACGGCUCCUUUUUCGAAAUGCGAAAAAAUUCAUGGUGGUCACGUAGACGCUGAUACUUUUUUCUCAACCUUUGGACAGUGUUUGACAUCGUCUUAUUUCCCUUCCUCUUUGCCAUUUUCUUCGUUGUGCAUUUGAUAAAACAGGGCUUGAGGAAAGGAAGAGAAACUGAAAUGUGUUUUGUUUUGACGCUGGACAAAGAUACGCUAAAAGAAGAAUUUGAUCUGAUCAAGAAGACCAUGAGCUACAUCGUUCAGGAAUAUGGCUGCCAAUCAGCCAACUAUUGUGUGAUUUUACGUAAAAACAACGAAUUCAUUGGUGGCAUUAACUUUGAAGAGAGGUACUCUUGUAAGGCCACACUGCAAAAUAGGAUUGCCGAGUUAGAGCAGCCAAGCUCUCCUGCUCUACUCUUUGAAGACCUCGAAACCGUUUGUCGUGCAUUCAAAAGCCCAAACGUUCGAAAAGAUGCUAAGAAGGUGGUCGUAUUUUUUCUGAAUUACACAUUGAAUAUGUCAGUGGAAAAAACUGAGAAGUUACAGCGCUUAGUAAAGGAUGUAAAGGAUAUGCAAGUUAACAUCGUUCCCGUCGGUAUUGGGGAGAACGCCAAAUUAUCAGAAUUAAAAAUGAUGGUAACUAAAGAUGGCACAGCACUUCACUUUGGAGAAUACGAGUCACACGAGACGUUAGGGAGAGCUGUCAUACAAGGCAUCGAGGGAAAGGACAUCUAUGAGAAAUACAAGGAUUACUUUACGACUCCUUAUUUCGUCUUUUUUCGCGACACGCUGAGCUAUAUCACCCUCCUCAUUCUUCACUUCGCUCUUUGCCUUUCUCCUUCAACUGUUUCCUUCAGUCGACUAGAAUUGGUUUUAUCAGUUUUCUUCGUGGGACGCAUUUUUAUGGAGAUUAUGCAGUUUAUCAGUGCUAAAAAGAACGGAGUGAAAUCACACACAGAGAGGCGAAAUAGUGACGGAUACACCCACCGAUUAUGUUCACCUGAGGAUCCACAAGUAAACGAAACAGGAAAUGACAGCAUUUUACGAAAGACUUUCAUUCGUUACUUCAGCGACCGCUGGAAUGUGCUGGACUUCAUCAUUCUUGUUUUAUACCUAAUUACCUUCAUAUUACGCAUGAUCACAUUAGGGAUCUCCACCGACGUAUCAGAAAACAGACUCUUGGUUGUGUCGGAGUAUUUCUAUGGUUUUAUUGCCAUGUUUCUCACAAUAAGAGCCUUUGGUCAAGUCAUAGAGCGCUUGCGGAAAAUGGGUGCCAUACAAAUCGCCUUAUUUUUCAUCAUCUCUGAUGUCUUGACGAUAUUUUGGCAGUUUUUGGCCAUGAUUCUGGCCUUUGCGCUGCCCAUGACAAAGAUUUAUAUUGCUGAGAAAGCUUAUACCUCAGGAAAAGCUUCCGCGGGUGAUUUGGUAUGCAGUGAACCAGGGAUAAUUUGUUGGUGGAACAUGGUAAAGCACCUAAUCUGGUCGUUUGUGGGUUUAGCUGACCUGGAUAGGUUGAACUCCGUCGACAAUCUUUCCGUUUUUCUUGUUCAAGUGCUGUACGGCUUGUUCUUAGUUAUGGCAGUUGUUCUUCUCGUGAACAUGAUGAUUGCUUUGCUCUCCAAUACGUAUCAGCAGGUUCAGGAUAAUUCACUGCAGGAGUGGUCUUUCAAGAGAGCCAUUACUGUCAGGACUUACAGCACCAAUCAUCCAAUACCAGUGCCUUUCAACAUUUUGUCUCUCUCACUGAUGUUACUCCGGUACAUCCUUUUGAGGAGUCCAUGCUGCAGAUCGUCUUAUACUCCUGCUUUGGAUGAGGCAGGACGGAGUAGAACCCUGGAUACACUGGUGAAGAACCUAGAAAGAAGAUACUUUGAGAAGUACGGUUAUAAAUUUCCCCUCACAGAGGAGAAAAAGGUGGAUCACUUGGUAAAACAAAAUGAAGGAGGUCGGAAAAUGACUAAUCAGAUUGUACGGGAAAUAUUCCGACCGCGUGGAAACAAGGAGGAGAAACUUGCGUUUGGACAAGGAGCGUGGUAUGAUUCGCCGGGAAUCGCUGUGGAUGGCUGUCUCCUAACUUACAUGGGACCUGAUUUCUGCAAAAAAUGCAAAGAUGCAAAUCCUAACGACAUUCACAGUGCCAUAUUCAAGUCUCCCUUUACACCAGAGACACCACGAUUUGAGGUACUCAUUCAGAGAACUGGAGAGAGGCGUUUUAUUGCACUAGGUGCCGUGAAUAAGGAUUACGACCUUCACAAAAUGCCUGGUUGGUAUAAUGGAACAGUUGGUUACCACGUAGACGAUGGGAAAAUAUUUGACAGUAGAUGCCCUGAAAUGGGAAGAGAGAUCAAAGGAGCCAUGGCUUAUCGCGGCGAUCUCAUCGCCUGUGAAGUUGAUUUUAAAGGAGUCCGUAAGGAUAGAGUCUCUGUGUUGUUCUCCUUGAACGGUAAAGAAGUAGGGCGUUCUUCAGUAAAGUACACCUCAGGACAACUACUAUAUCCCUUGGUCUCAUUGGGAUUUCCGGGCAUUAAAGUGCUGGCCAAGAUGUGCUAUCGUGAUAGAGACCGUUUCAGUAGAGUAACAAAUGAAGACCUUCAGGAUCAACUUGACGACCUAAGGAGGAUGUUGGUGGAUCUGAGGAAGGAAGUAAGGGAGAAAGAAGAGCCAGGAAAAGUUUUUAAGAAACAACCCUAAUUAGGUGACGAUGUAAAAUCGUGCACUUUGAUGGAUCAGGGAGUUAACCAGCUAUAAUCUUGCAGCUUUAUUUUCGAUAUUCCUCUCUCUUCAUUACUGAUUUUUUUCAGUGGAGGGAGGAAAAUAAAAAAGACCGUAGGUAAAAAUCCAUGGACGUAUUCUCAUUUAUAAGUUACCUUUGCUUUAUAUAAUUCUUUUAGUUCAAAGAUCUGGUAAAAAACUCUUCCCUUCAUCUGCUAUACAAGUUGCAAAUUUGGGAAAAUGUAAGGUUAAAUAAAGGUAUCACUUUACUUAUGA
This is a messenger RNA of Pocillopora damicornis (cauliflower coral), 3507 nucleotides long. RefSeq lists its product as uncharacterized. Lineage: Eukaryota; Metazoa; Cnidaria; Anthozoa; Scleractinia; Pocilloporidae. The record is from RefSeq and is a predicted model, not a curated record. Gene Ontology annotation, molecular function: inositol 1,4,5 trisphosphate binding; store-operated calcium channel activity; protein binding. Gene Ontology annotation, biological process: regulation of cytosolic calcium ion concentration; calcium ion transmembrane transport. Gene Ontology annotation, cellular component: cation channel complex; plasma membrane.